Molecule: messenger RNA, 5068 nt
Organism: Globicephala melas (long-finned pilot whale)
Lineage: Eukaryota; Metazoa; Chordata; Mammalia; Artiodactyla; Delphinidae
Gene: NCEH1
Product: neutral cholesterol ester hydrolase 1
Cellular component (GO): membrane
Molecular function (GO): carboxylic ester hydrolase activity; lipase activity
Source: RefSeq, a predicted model, not a curated record
UUGGCUCCUGGACAUGUAAGAAACCGGUGAAUGAGCUGCUGGCCCUUGCAGAAACUUGCUUGAGGUCUUUGGUGGCAUUAUCCUUUCCUCCUCGUCAACCCGGCAGGCCAGCCGAUCCGGGGGAGGAUGAGGUCGUCGUGUGUCCUGCUUACCGCCCUGGUGGCGCUGGCCGCCUAUUACAUCUACAUACCCCUGCCAAGCUCCGUGUCCGACCCCUGGAAGCUGAUGCUGCUGGACGCCACUUUCCGGAGCGCACAGCAAGUGAGUAACCUGAUACACUACUUGGGCCUCAGCCAUCAUCUGCUCGUGCUGAACUUCAUCAUCAUUUCUUUUGGCAAGAAAAGUGCAUGGUCGUCUGCUCAGGUGAAAGUAACAGACACUGACUUUGACGGUGUGGAAGUCAGAGUGUUUGAAGGCUCUGCAAAGCCAGAAGAGCCGCUGAAACGCAGCGUUGUUUACAUUCACGGAGGAGGCUGGGCCUUGGCAAGUGCAAAAAUCAGGUAUUAUGAUGAACUGUGUAAAGCAAUGGCUGAGGAAUUGAAUGCUGUCAUUGUCUCCAUUGAAUACAGGCUAGUUCCAAAGGUUUAUUUUCCUGAGCAAAUUCAUGAUGUUAUACGUGCCACAAAGUACUUCCUGCAGCCAGAAGUCUUACACAAGUAUUCAGUUGACCCAGGCAGAGUCGGCGUUUCUGGUGACAGUGCUGGUGGGAAUUUGGCGGCUGCCCUGGGCCAACAGUUUAAUCAAGAUGCCAACCUAAAAAACAAGCUCAAAGUGCAAGCUUUAAUUUAUCCAGUUCUUCAAGCUUUAGAUUUUAACACACCCUCUUAUCAGCAAAAUGUGAACACCCCCAUCCUGCCCCGUUAUGUCAUGGUGAAGUACUGGGUGGACUACUUCCACGGCAACUAUGACUUUGUCCAGGCAAUGAUAGUUAACAAUCACACUUCACUUGAUGUGGAAGAGGCUGCCGCCCUUAGGGCCCAUCUAAACUGGACAUCCCUCUUGCCCGCAUCCAUCACAAAGAACUACAAGCCUGUCAUGCAGACCACCGGCAACACCAGGAUCGUCCAGGAGAUCCCUCAGCUGCUGGAUGCCCGCUCAGCCCCACUCAUCGCAGACCAGAAAGUCCUGCGGCACCUCCCAAAGACCUAUAUUCUAACCUGUGAGCACGACGUCCUAAGAGACGAUGGAAUCAUGUAUGCAAAGCGUUUGGAGAGUGCAGGUGUGGAGGUGACCCUUGAUCACUUUGAGGAUGGCUUCCACGGAUGCAUGAUUUUCACCAGCUGGCCUACCAACUUCUCAGUGGGAAUUCGGACUAGGAAUAGUUACAUCAAGUGGUUGGAUCAAAACCUGUAAAGGCGUGAAAUUUCUAAAAGGCUUGAGUCCCUCUUGAUCUCCUGCACCUGCUCUGGAAAGACAUUCACUCUUUAGGUGACUAAUUUCCCCUCGUUACUUGAGUUAUGGAAUCUCUAUUCCCUGCAGACUUUAUGUUAAUUUAAUUUUAAAAAAUGCUUUUGAGUAACAUAAGUGCAAAAACAUCUGAAUCUGGUUCUCUAAGUGAGCCAGUCUCUCUGUUCUUGUUUUAACCAAAUUUCUACUAACACCCACAGCUGCAGAAAGCAGGGCUAGGAGCUGGAAAUAGCUUUGGGUCUUGCCUCCGUCAAGAAGUUCUUUGUGAAGAAAUUCUACCAGCUGCGGAUGACCUUUAAUGAGUAAAAAGAAAAUGUGGGCUCUUCAACUUGCUAGAGUUUACUUUGAAUUAAGAACAGUGUUAAAUGUGUUCACUUCAAGGUCAGUGCUGGCUACCAAGUGCCCUCUGUUCUUUAUGGAUGGAUGGCUUUGUUUCCUGUGGGAAUUUUGGCAGAGCUGUUCUAGCAAGGACAAGUUUCUCAAAUGACUUUCCUCCUUUAGAGUGUUAAUUUUAUGUGAUAGCUGUCUCUAAGUCCAGUUGGAUUAUGAUAAUACUUGAAAGUUACUUUCUACCACUAUUAUUAGAAAAUAUGAGGUUGCAUGCACUGGAUACCUGUACAUCAUUAAGUUUUUUGGUUAUGCUAUCUCCCUGGUGGAGAUCUUUUGGGAGCAGAUUAAUUUAGAUUUAGAAUAAAUUUUCCUUUACAGAACAAGUAAAAACAGACAAAUGAACCAACCUAUUGUUUUCAUAAUGAAUACUUCUCACAUAAAUUACCAAGAGUGGUGUGUAUAUAUUUGGCAUAGUCAGAAAAGAAGAUACAUUUAAUAUUAAAAUUAUGAAAAAUACCUUUAGAGGGUCUAGUUUAUUCUUGAAAACUCAACUUUUUCACUUACAUGGCUUUAAAAUGGGGCUAUUUUGGUAUAUAUAAUGUACUGUAUUGUUUAUUUUUUUAAGUUAUUUAAUGUUAAUAUAUAUAGCUAGACAAGAUUUUUCAGAAUAAAGUCAGUAAUGAAUAUUAAAAAUAAUCAUUUUUUUAAAAAACUACCUUAGGGUUUAAAAAAACAACUUUAGAAUUAUAUCCACAUGUAAUUUUAUGGAAAGAGGUAAAAUACCUAUUAAUAUUACUAUAUAUAAGGCCUAAAUAUUUUGAUGUUUAUAUGCAUAUACAAAUCACAAUAAUUAGAAACUAUGACUACACCUAGUAAAGUCAUCUAAGUUUAUAGUUCAAUAGCUUAGACAAGACACACAUUGGUCAUUUCUGCUCUCUGUGGUCGGAGGAAAUACUUCCUACUCUUCUGGGUGACACCCUUCAUUAUCGCCUUCCAAGUAGGUCUAAAGUUACAAUAGACCAGGCUUAAUUUCAUGUGAAGCCUUCACUGCCUGUGGGACAUCUUUGGCAUACAAGGAAACUCCAAUUCUGAUCUGACUUGUGUACCUUCGCCCUCCUUCCUGCCACUCUUCGUACUACUGCAAUCUGCGCUACUUUCAGGGACUGCAGAGAGCAACUACACAGCCGAGUCAUGAUACAGUAAAUUUAUCAGUGGAAAGAAAGUAGAGCCUUUUCACUCAUUUGAAAGAUGGGUAUUUCCUACUUACGAGGAUGAAAUAACAAAUGAAUAUAUAUGUGAAAGUGACUUGCACUAUAUCCCACCUCAGACCUUUCUUGAAGGUCUUCCUUGAAAUUUUCCUUGGUGUAAUAAUUGGAAAUCAUGAUACACAAAAACCACUAGAUACAAGAGAGGCUAAACCAACCAAAAAAGUUUAUAUUGAAGAUAUUUUGGCUUGGAAUCAGUUUAUUUUGUUUUAAUUUUUGUUCUUAUAAAAAAUCUUUAUGCUCUGCAGAUUGAUUUUUUUUAAGUGUUAUGGCUUUGUUUUGUUUUCCUAUUUUAAGAAAAAAUGGAUAGUCUUUUUACAAUAUCGUUGUUGUUUGUGAAAUGUGACCAUAAAUAUAUGAAGAAAAAAUCUUGAAGUGCUACAAAAUCUAGUGAAGUGUAAAUUAGUUACUGUUUUAUCAUUGAUUUGUGAGGAAGUUAAGACUGUUGCAUAUCUUGGUGGAUAUAAUAUUUUAUGCAUGACCUUUUAACCUUUGACGUUUUGCUUAUUUCUCACUGCAAAGGGCAAGGCAGAUUUUAUGAAGGAUUUUGGUAGCCAGUCUAUUUUGUAAGAUGAAAAUCCACUGUGGAGGUAGGAAAGUAUAAAUCUGUUUUGAUUCAUGUUGGUAAAUAAAAUGUCUCCAUCUGGAAAUGUGCCUCUUUCACUUCCCCUCAUCUCAUUUUCUGGUUCCCUCCUCUCUUUCUCUUGGUAUCCUAGAUCCCUAGCCACAAUUCAGCCCAAAUCUUCUGCCCCCUGGAGUCCUCCAGCUGCCUUUCAAUUACUGAGCGGUGACUCAGUGGCCUCUCUGAUGACAUCCAUUUCAUGUCUGGAUACAGUAUGUGCUGCUCGUACUGGAAACCUGCCUUGGACUGGCUAGAAUAUUCAUAAAAGUUAGGCAGUUAGGCAGGCCAUGAGACAAUUUGGGGACUUUCCAUACACAUAUUAGGAAGGGUUGAUCUCAGUGCAAAUGAAUUUGGAUUUGAACUAGUUCAGGCAAAGAAGUACUGAUACCACUGAAGGCAAGUUUUCACAUUGACUCUGUCAUUACAAGCAAAGCUAAUAAUUUCACGCUUGAGUUCAUUAUACUUAGUUCACUUCAAUAUCAUAGGAAUUUGCAAAACUUUUUUUUCCAAAGUAAAUUGUUUGUGUUGGUUCUAAAUGGUCACAUAUGUGUGGGUAAAUUAGAUUUUCCUAUUCAAUUAGAGUUAUUUUCAUCUUCUCCAGCAAAACCUCUGGUGCGUGGCUAUAUUUUGCUGAAGGGAUCCACUAAUGGUUCCAACAAUUCUCCUUUAGGGCAUUUAAAAUGUACUCUAUGUGUUUUAAUAUUGUUUUUUCUUGUGAUUUUCAUUCUUUUUUAAUCCCCCAUUUUUUUAAAAAAAACUAACAUCUCAUAUCUUCCAGUGGAUCCCCUAUUUAAACAUCUAGAAGAUACUGAUAUUAGCAUCAUAUUCGCCAAAUUUGAGAUUGAAAAUGUAAAUAUGAUUUCCAGUAGGCAUACAUGUAUUGUUCAGCCCUGUCACUCAGCAUUUUGUGUCAUUAGAGAGAGAGGCUGGUGACAUUUUGUGUCUUGUUAGAAAUGUCCCUACCAGAUUUUCUCACCACUGGUAUUUCAGAUUGAGAGCUCCAUCUUCUCACAUAGGCUGCCUACCCAGACUAGCUAUUUGUUACUGUUUUUCUGUCGUAAGUGUAGAGUGGAGUUUUCCAGCUGCUACUUGACAUGUGGUGUUGUAGUAGGUGGGCUGUAGAGGCAGAUAUGAGAAUCCAGAUGGCUCCUGUUAAGCCAGACAUUAAGGAGUUGCAAACACGUAAAACAAUGCCACACUUCUCACUCGUUUGUGUUUGGAAAAUUUAGUGAUUUUUUUCCACCAUAGAAUAUAGCUUAAGGUAACGUGUAAUUAAGUACAUGAAUAACUGUGUUUACAGUUUCUCAGUUUUAAUUCCUAAUACAGUAAACAUCAAUAAAGUUCAUAUGAACAGAAGCUAUUUGGGGUCCUCAAUAAUUUUUCAGAAUGUAAGGUCCUGAGACCAAAACAGUCAAGAAGUGCUGUUGUACAUCAUCUAUGGCAA